AUGAUGGCCAUUACCCACCAAAAGUCAGUCCGUACCGACGACACGCCAAGACAAAACGGCAACAACCAAGGCAUAUUCCUCGACAACCAAGUCGUGAACGUCGGUGGUCAAGCGCAGAACCCUCCUCAAGCAGCUGUCCAGCUUGGUCAGAACGCGCCCAACCAGAACCAGAACACUGGCCAACAAGGAGGUGCCCCCGUUCAGCAUCCAGCCCCCGCCUAG
Messenger RNA from Linnemannia hyalina, 222 nucleotides. The record is from the annotation of a GenBank genome assembly. Lineage: Eukaryota; Fungi; Mortierellomycota; Mortierellomycetes; Mortierellales; Mortierellaceae.